GGAUCGGCAGGAGCGGCUGUCCUGCCCAGCCUCCUGCUCCCGGCCUGGCUUUUCCCGGGGGGAAGCGGCGGGCGGGGUCCGGAGCAUCCCUUUGCCCGCGGCUGCCUUGGGGUUGGAGCGUUCGGGGCGGUUUUCAGACGUGGAACUCCCUGGAAACACUCGUCCCGUUAAACCUUUGGCUCGGAGCUUCAGUCUUCUUGUUUCAUAGAUAGAUCCUUAAAUGAAACUUAGUGCCCUGAGCAGCGACAGAAGGUGAAAUUAGGCGGUGCUUGGAUGUCCCCGCCGUGUGUUCGGAGCGAGGACCCGGCUCCCAUCCCGGCUGUCCGGCGUUCCCGCAUCACCGCGGCUCCCACCGUGCCACGAGGGAACCUGGUGGGCGAACAGCUGCCCCCGCCUUUGGGCCGUCCCAGGGGAUGUUCCAGAGCAGUUCCCGGUGCUCCGACCGCGGGGAGGGCUCGGAGAUGGAUUCACCAGAACGAGCCACAAUUAGAAGUGAGCAGAAAUCCAGGAAGUUCCUGAAGAGCCUGGUGCGGAAGCAGCCGCGGGAGCUGCUGGUGGUGCUCGGGACGGGCGUGAGCGCCGCGGUGGCCCCGGGAAUCCCGGCCCUGUGCUCCUGGAGGAGCUGCAUCGAGGCCGUACUGGGAGCAGCCGAGCAGCUGGAGGUGCUGCACCCCGGGGACGUGGCGGAAUUCCGCAAGAAGGUCACCAAAGAGAGGGACCUGCUCGUGGUUGCCCACGAUCUCAUCAGGAAGAUGUCACCGCGUACUGGGGACACGAAGCCCAACUUCUUCCAGGAUUGCUUGAUGGAGGUGUUUGAUAACUUGGAGCAGCACAUCCAGAACCCUGUGGUCCUGCAGUCCAUCCUGAGGCUCAUGGAGAGAGGCACAAUGGUUCUGACCACAAACUAUGAUAAUUUGCUCGAGAUAUUUGGUCAGCAACAGGGCAAACCUAUGGAAUCUUUAGACCUUAAAGACAGGGAUAAGGUUCUUCAGUGGGCGAGAGGCCACGUAAAAUAUGGAGUUCUUCACAUUCACGGCUUAUACACAGAUCCCUGUGGAAUGGUGCUCGAUCCCUCGGGAUAUAAGGAUGUUACUCAGGAUCCUGAAGUCAUGGAAGUUCUUCAGAACUUGUACCGGACCAAGUCCUUCCUGUUUUUGGGCUGUGGGGAGACUCUGCGUGACCAGAUAUUCCAAGCCCUUUUUCUUUACACAGUAAAGAACAAAGUGGAUUUAGAGCAUUACAUGUUGGUGCUUAAAGAAAACGAAGACCACUUUUUUAAGCUGCAGGCAGACAUGCUGCUGCACGGGAUAAAGGUGGUGUCCUACGGGGACUGCUUCCAGCAAUUCCCAGAGUACGUCCAGGAUCUCACUGCUCAGAUCUGCAAGCAGAGGAGCCCAGAUGCUGAUCGGGUGGACAGCACAACCCUGCUGGGAACUUCAUGUGUGGACUGUGCUAAAAGGAAGCUGGGAGAAAGUGGCACUGACUCUCCUAAGAGGAUCAAGCAGUCAGAUACACCCACUAGUGAAUGAAAAAACCCCAAACACCCAAAGCCCACCCCAGAAGCUUUUUAACAGUAGGUGUUUUACGUCUGCUGCAUGGAAAGUUUUGAGCCGGUAUUUCCAUGGUUUUAAGUGGAAUAAAACUGUACAUAUUAGCCUUUCCUUUCUAAAGCUGUAAAUGUGAUGUGUGUGAAGCUGGAGCCACCGGUCACUCCCCUGGCAGGGCCAGACCCUCAGGCUGUACCUGCAGGGUCAGACAAGUGGGUGCAACUUUUCUCAAGCCCUUUGGACCAGACUCUGCUCAGGUGAAGCCACAAGAGAAGUAACUGGAAUCUACCAAAAUGCCCUUUGGCACAGCAGCCUGUGAAACCAAGGGGUUUCAGUUCCUUUCCCAUCAGCUGGACCGUGGAGGCUGAACUCCAGGGGUCUGUCAGCACAAGGCUGCUUCCAGGCUUCAGAUCCCUAAACCCUGAGGAACAGGAAGUGGUGUUCCACGGUUAUGGAGCCCACAGCACAGUGACCCACCUGCUUUUCACUUUCAGCACGAGGGUUUGUUUUCCUCAGUCUGGUGAGGCAGGAAGGGCUGUGCCAGUGCUGUAUCCACAGGGACAGCCCCAAGGCCCACAGGGCUCCCUGACCUCUCUGCUGGGGGUUUCUGUGGACAUGUUUUACAUGCUGUUACACCACAGGCUGUGCUGCCCCUUGCCUUGGACAGCAGGUGACAGAGUCCUGCUGCAGUGGAAUGAAGCCCAGUCAGUAUCCUGGGAUGGAUCUGCAGACAAUUCCUGGUGUGGACCUUUGCUGUGGGUUGAACUACUCUAAGGGUGAAGGUGGGGCACUGCAGCACCUCUUUGCCCCAGGGACUGGUACUUCUCCCACUGGGGCACCACACAGACAGAAUUAUUACUUGAGUGGCUUGGAAAAGCUGAUCCCACAGAGGGGCAUGUUCAAGGCUGUUGGCGAUUCCAUUGCCCAGGGCUCUUUUUCUACUUCAUUCAUAACCUUUUUUUUUUAAAAUGGGAGUAAGGUACUUACUGAAAACCAACCUGUUGACCAUGACAUUACCCUGUUUUGCUCAAGCUGUGUAACGAAUUUGGAAGGACAUCUCUGAAGGUGACAUACACUCUUUCAAUAAAAUAUUUAAAGUAAACUGUU
This is a messenger RNA of Lepidothrix coronata (blue-crowned manakin), 2654 nucleotides long. It is a transcript of the gene SIRAL2, whose product is annotated as family with sequence similarity 118 member A. Bases 414 to 1529 code for a protein of 371 amino acids. The record is from RefSeq and is a predicted model, not a curated record. NCBI's taxonomy places the organism in Eukaryota, Metazoa, Chordata, Aves, Passeriformes, Pipridae. The transcript has 8 exons.